UCCAUGUCUUGUCUUCGUCAAUCAUCAUCUCAAGAUUUUUGAAUUCUGAUCUGAAAGCCUUCGUUUCGCACUUACUACAAUUGUUAUUGCCAACGUGUUCGUGUCUUUGUACGGAGAAUAAUUCUUUACUAAUCGUAGAAGAUUUUGCGCGAGUUGAAAACGAAAACUUAUCGCUGUGUAAGUACCGUGAAAAUCGAAGAUUAGUCCUCAUGCUCGAAGUCGGAGAUCCUCAUCGUUGGUAGUAGAAGAUCGUCAACUUCGCAGAAAAGCUCCAUCAAUAAGGAGUGCAUGAAGACCAGGUCUUCGAACGCUCCAACCUUUCUUUGGACCCCACAAACUCCUACGAUUCAGUGUAAUUACCAAUCAGUCGAUCAUUAUUCUACUUUUCCCAGGAAACCGUCCUGCAAAAUUUCAUUUCUGACUUCUUGGUCCAGACGUCAGGCAUUGUCUCACCUAUUUUCCACCCUUCCGACCGCAAGUAAAUCAUGUCUGCUGCUCAGAGCAUACUGAUAGUUGGCGAAACUUCUGCGAAGCUCUCAGAUAUUGCCAAAGGGAUCCUUAAAGUCCAAGAACUGCCUCCUGCCAUUGAAAUAGAAAAAGACACCUUUUCGUACCCGUGGGAAGUUGACACCAAAUAUUACACCGCCUCUGUCAAUCUUUGCUGCACAGAUGUUAAGUCCCUUGCUAACAAGAGCUUUGCAGACACAGUUCAAGCCAUAAUCAUACAUUUUGACAGUUCAGAUGAAAAUGCUAUGACUAAUGUGGAUGAAUGGCUGUCAUUUUUGAAAGAAUACGAAGCAGAUGUAAAAAUUCUCUUGUGUGAUCAGUGCCAGUCAGAACCUAAUGUUGGUAUUUCCAAGUUAACAGCCCAAGAAUGGUGUAUCGGCAAAGGCUUUGAGUUGGUCGAACUUUCUCCUGUAUUGGACGAAGAUGAGGAUGAAGAUGGUGAUUUUGCGGAGAGCACUGGUGUUACCAGGAUCAUUCAAGCCCUCCACGCUCAUGUUUGGCCUGAAAUGACGAUGAAAUCAGAAUCUAGUUGGAAUGCUAGUAGACAUCAAACUCUGACUCAAAACGACAGUGUGCCCUCCAAUUUAGCUGCCGAUUUAGAGUCAUUGAAUAUUGAUACCCCAUUUGCACCCAACGGACCUGAAAUUGAAGACAAAAUAGAGGAGCUCUUCAGUGAAGGUAGUCAGGAGCUAGAGUUUUCCGAGCUCUUCUCGGAGUUGCAGAGUAUGAAAGAGCGAGUUGCAAAUUUGCCAUCCGAAGAAAGAAAAGCAUGCGCAGAAAAAGUUGUCAUGGCAUUCUGGAAAGCGAUUGGUGGAGAUGAUGACGAAAUAAAUUGUGAUGAUGAAGAAGGCUAACAAUAGUAUUGAUUGAGUAGUCCUCAAAAAAGUUCGCAUGCUGCCUUGCACUGAACUCACGGUAGUCAAUGGUCGAAAGCCAGUUGCCGCUUUCUAGAACUUGUGUUCUUCCAGCACAUCUCAGAUCGAAGGUAUCAACUUACGUAUCGUAAGUUCUAUCCCACCUGGCCAGUCUACAGGUAGUGCAGUACCGCCUCUACAGCUGCAAAUAUGUAUAUCCCAGUAAUAUCAAACAUGCUAUCCCUGAGUGUCAUUUGAUAACAUUUUAAUUUCUUUAAUUUUAGCAUCACAUAUUAUGGAUAGCUUUGAGGCAUUUUUGUUUUCAGUCUGAGCCAAAAUGAUGGCCAGCCUAUCUAAUUCUUCAAAAUUGCAUGCCAAAUAUAUGAGAACAGGAAUGAGAUCCCAGGGCUUGUUGCUUGAUUUGCCUUACAAUUGCAGUGGCAUGAACUAAUAUCAUUGGAAAUGCCCUGUUUUUUCUUUAUUUUUUAAUUUUUUUUCAAGUUGAGUUCUUUCUUAAGUUAAGUUGUCAUAUUAUUUUGUGGAUCAGUUGAUGAAGUUGCACAUCAUUCUUCAGCAUUACAAAAUAAUUUUUCUCGGCCAGGGGUGCCCACUCUUAAUUUCAAACCAUAGGGAAACUAGAACACAGCUUACCUCCGAGGGCCAGAACAUGGGCGAGCGUUACACCAUGUUUUAGCUUUCUUUCUCUGUCUAAAAUUCCGAACACCUGGAAGGCAAAUGUAAGUGUUGCAUUUGUACUCUUGAGCCCCUGAAACACAUACAGGAAAAAAAAAAACGCUUCAGUCCACAUGCAUUCAGAGUUAGAAUGGUCAAUGCAAAUAAAGAUAGU
Molecule: messenger RNA, 2208 nt
Organism: Bemisia tabaci
Lineage: Eukaryota; Metazoa; Arthropoda; Insecta; Hemiptera; Aleyrodidae
Product: alpha- and gamma-adaptin-binding protein p34
Source: RefSeq, a predicted model, not a curated record